CCCGGCUCCCGCGGCGUUGGCCCCGGCGUUCGCGGGCAGACCUCCCCCCCACGGCCGCCCCCGCCCGGACCCCGCUCAGCCCCGAGGCUGCUGCCCAGAGCUUGGCGGCGCCCACUCCGCGGUCCCCCGGUCCGUUCGGCGCUGGGCGGCUGGUCCUCCUCGCGCGGACGCCCCGCUGCAGCCGCCUCUCCCCGGUGCCGCCCCGAGUCCCCCGCGCCCUCUUCCCUCCGAAGCUGCCCUCCACCCGCACCCCGGAUCUGGAAUCCCCCACCGGUUACGCGAGUCCAGAGGAUCCCUGCCCGCUUAGGGCGCGAGCAGGACCCUGCCCUGUCCCCUUCAACCCCCUCUUCCCGAGCUCCUUAGGACCCAGGACUGGGCCUGGGCUUCCACCCCUUAAGGAGUGAGGGUUCUGCCCGGUGUCAUCAGAAGUGGGGUGUUGGUGAGCCCACUGUCGUCAGAAACGGCAGCCUCAGCUCGCGUGGUUUCCUCUUUACCCUUUGACGUGGCUGCCUGUCUUAAGGGAGAGAGAAGAAACCAGGAAGGGGCUUUUAAAACUGUUUUCACUUUCUGUGGGUUUGGAAGAACUAUGCUUCGUGUCUGUUCUUUUAAACGCCUUAAUUACAGGCCACCAGUUCUAAGAAGUAACUCUGCUCAUUUUUUGCAGGUCUGAUUAAUAUUCCUGCCACGCUCUGUUAAUUUUAACAGCAAAGUUUGGCUCUAAAGUGACCCAGGGCAUCGAAGCUGUUAGCUUUGUUUAGGCAUCCCUUUCUGGGGCCGCAUCCCUCUCAGAGUUGAGAAGUUGUCUGUUCUUUAGGAGAAGGGGCUGCUGUUCUUAGACGUGGGUCCUUAGGUGCUUCAGACUCAGCAUUUCUGCCUGUCACUGUGUCACAGCCCUAGGGCUUGAGCAGUGUUCUUAAGCAUCCCUUUUGACCUCACCUAUUGCGAGUGUUCCAGCUUAACGGAUCCUGAGUUUUGAAGUCUCAGUGGCUUCCGAACUAAUACAAAGUGUCCUCGCUGGGUUUGAUGUUUACUGAAGUUAUGUGCACUUGCAGGAGGAGGGAUAGUUUUACAUCUUGGUUCAGGUGUUAAGAGUUCCUGGAUUAUUUUUCAAGCUUCACCUCAACAUAAAUUUCCACCUACACCGUGAGUAGGAAAGCUGGUCUACACAGUCCUCUUAAAUACAGUGGAGGAGGAAAGGGCUGGCGCUGGAAAGGGCAGCCGUGCACACGUGUAGUUUCCUGUGGCUUACAGAGCGCUGUGUGUUCUCUGUGUAGUGAGGUAGAGGGAACAGCACACAGCUCCGUUCUUAUUGAGAGCAUCAUGGCCAGCCCAAGAACCAGGAAGGUUCUUAAAGAAAUCAGGGUGCAAGAUGAGAACAAUGUUUGUUUUGAGUGUGGUGCAUUCAAUCCUCAGUGGGUCAGUGUGACCUAUGGCAUCUGGAUCUGCCUGGAGUGCUCGGGGCGACACCGUGGUCUUGGGGUACACCUCAGCUUUGUGCGCUCCGUUACUAUGGACAAGUGGAAGGACCUUGAGCUUGAGAAGAUGAAAGUGGGCGGGAAUGCUAAGUUCCGAGAGUUCCUGGAGUCACAAGAGGAUUACGAUCCCUGUUGGUCCUUGCAGGACAAGUACAACAGCAGAGCCGCGGCCCUCUUCAGGGAUAAGGUGACCGCUCUGGCCGAAGGCAGAGAGUGGUCUCUGGAGUCGUCACCUGCCCAGAACUGGACCCCGCCUCAGCCCAGGACACUGCCGUCCACGGUGCACCGAGCCUCUGGCCAGCCACAGAAUGUGAUCGCCUCCUCGGACAAGGCUUUUGAAGACUGGCUGAAUGAUGACCUAGGCUCCUAUCAAGGGGCCCAAGGGAAUCGCUAUGUGGGGUUUGGGAACACACCACCACCUCAAAAGAAAGAAGAUGACUUCCUCAACAAUGCCAUGUCUUCCCUGUACUCGGGCUGGAGCAGCUUCACCACUGGAGCCAGCAGGUUUGCCUCAGCAGCCAAGGAGGGCGCUACAAAAUUUGGAUCCCAAGCAAGUCAGAAGGCGUCCGAGCUGGGCCAUAGCCUGAACGAGAACGUCCUCAAACCUGCUCAGGAGAAGGUGAAGGAGGGAAAGAUUUUUGAUGAUGUGUCCAGUGGGGUCUCUCAGUUGGCAUCCAAGGUCCAGGGAGUCAGCAGUAAGGGAUGGCGGGAUGUCACCACCUUUUUUUCAGGGAAAGCAGAAGGCCCCUUGGACAGCCCCUCUGAGGGCCACAGUUACCAGAACAGCGGUCCAGACCACUUCCAGAACAGCUCCAUAGACCAGAGCUUCUGGGAGACCUUCGGGAGCACUGAGUCUGCCAAGGCCCGGAAGUCCCCGAGCAGCGACAGCUGGACCUGCGCGGACACCUCCACGGAGAGGAGGAGCUCCGACAGCUGGGAGGUGUGGGGCUCAGCCUCCACCAACAGGAACAGCAACAGUGAUGGUGGGGAGGGUGGGGAGGGCGCCAAGAAGGCGGUGCCGCCGGCUGUGCCUGCCGACGAUGGCUGGGACAACCAGAACUGGUAGGGCCACCGCAGCCCCGUCCCCAGCGCUCUGGGUGACUUCGUGUUUGCACUCUGCCCUCGUUCUCCUUCCCUUUGACCCAAGAAGCAGUGACCGCAGUGUGAGGACAGCAUCUUGGGAGGCAGGACUCUGGGGAGACGGGUUCGUGCCACCUGUCCACCGUGGGGUCUCGGUGCGUGGGACGGCUUGCUCUCCAUCCCCUGCGGGGGGCUGUCCCAUCCCACACUCCUUGGGCAUUCUUGGACUCCAGCAGGGGCCCGGUGUGGCUUACUGGGAGGUGGGCUGCGGCACGGACCCUCACAACUGUGUUCCGGUGGCUGGUUUGACACAUUUUCUCCAGGGUCAGGGACCAGUCACGUGCCAUGCUGUCAGCGAUGAAAGGAGCCGAGUCUCGUGGAGAUGUUUAACUCUGGGUUUGCUCUAGUUCUUUCUUUGAAGAAAGUGACUGCAGUGGUAAAGAUGGCAAUGCUGAAGGAGACACUGGCGCUCACACUGCCACUGACCACCCUUGCUCCUGUGUCCACGCCUGCCUGGGCCCAUGUCGUUACCCCGAGUGGCUUCCCUGCAUCGGCCUCGUCCAGCCGCCACAUUCACUGGACACACCUCCCAACGGCCAUGCCUGAGCUGUUCUCAGUGCUGAAACUUGACUAUUCUGGAAUGCCCUGUUAAGACAAAGGAGUGCGGGGGGCCGGGUGGGCCCUCAGCCCCGGUGCAGUGGGGUGCGACAGUAGGAGGGGCUGAGCUAGAGUCACCUGUGUGCAGUGCCUGGGUCUGGAGAAGGUCCAGCUUCUCGUCAGCCCCCAGCAUGCAGCUGUGCUCAUGUCCCUCUGACACCCCCCUCUGGCUUCUCUGUCAUUUGAGUCUGGUUGGCUGCCUGGAGCCUGGCUGGCUUGAACCUGUUGGAUGGGGCUGCCCUGCAGCCUGGUGCCCACCCCAUGCUGACCUUCCCCAAGUACUGGAUGACAUGCCGCUGCAUGUGACUCAGUCUCUCUCAUCUGCUGUGUGUGACCCUCUGUCUUGGCCAGCUGUGCAUGUGCUGGAAGCUCGUGCAGUGUGUGAGGUGCUCUCCCCUGCCGCCAUGCUCCUCACUAUGGCCUCAGCCAUGCUCCCUGAUCACCCCACUUUCCAGCCGCCAUCCGCAGCGCUCCUGGAGCAGCCUGGCCCUUUAGCCCUGCGCACGUCCCACCUCAGGGAGUCGGCCACCUGCAGAACAGGAUGGGUCCUAGAUUUCAGGGAGCCCUCCUGGCACCCGCUCCUCCCUGUGGGCACCAACCCCCUUGGUAGCCAACCUGGAGGGCCUGUGCCUUUGGCUGCCACAGACUUGGUCACCAAAGCAGCCACCUGCUAUAGUUGGACCUGGGGUCAGAGGCUUGGGGUGCUGAGAGGCCUCAGGGCAAAGUGGCCAACACAGAGGUCACAGGAAGUCAGUCUUGGAGAGCGGAGCAUGAGGUCUUGGAAUGUCUUUCCUGAGCUGAGACUUGGGUGGCCUUGCGAUUUUCCCCAAGGGCUGCUUGGAUCCUGGUGGGCUGAGUGCUCUGAGGAGGGGUGCAUUCCAUCCUGGAACCCAAACUCUAUCCCCCCACCCCCUGGGAAGGUGCCUUGCUUGGGGGCAGGGUGACAGUCCCUUCUAAUGGAAAGUGCUGUCAGUGUUGGGAGGGGUUGGGGCCACCUUCGGAACGGGAUGUGGUGGCCAAGACACCUCCACAGAGGGUGAGGGCCUUUCCCUUCUGCAGGUGUGGGCAGGUGUCCCAGGACCUGUGGGCGCUGGGGCCUCGCCUGGCUGUGUGAGGGCCCAUGUGGAAGGCACAGACUUGACAGCUUUCCAAUAAAGCACAUGGGAGCACGA
Molecule: messenger RNA, 4384 nt
Organism: Callithrix jacchus (white-tufted-ear marmoset)
Lineage: Eukaryota; Metazoa; Chordata; Mammalia; Primates; Cebidae
Gene: ARFGAP1
Product: ARF GTPase activating protein 1
Biological process (GO): regulation of endocytosis; regulation of ARF protein signal transduction
Cellular component (GO): Golgi membrane
Molecular function (GO): GTPase activator activity
Source: RefSeq, a predicted model, not a curated record